GCCUGGACCCGCAUGGCGUGCUACCUGGUGAUCAGCUCCAGGCAUCUCAGCAACGGGCACUACCGUGGCAUUAAAGGGAUCUUCAGGGGACCGCUCUGCAAGAACGGCUCUACCUCCCCGGAUUUUGCUGAAAAGGAGAAGGCAGCAGCAAAGGCUCUGGAGGACGUGAAGGCUAACUUCUACUGUGAAUUAUGUGACAAGCAGUACCAUAAACACCACGAGUUUGACAACCACAUCAAUUCCUAUGAUCAUGCUCACAAGCAGAGACUGAAGGAGCUGAAACAAAGGGAAUUUGCACGGAAUGUGGCUUCAAAGUCCUGGAAAGAUGAGAAGAAACAGGAAAAAGCACUCAAGCGACUCCAUCAGCUGGCGGAGCUGCGGAAGCAGUCAGAAUGCAUUGCUGGAUGUGGACCUGCGUUUAAGGCUCCUCAAGUGGGUGUAGAAAAACAGCAGCAACUGCAAGAAAAUCUUCCCUUAGCACAAGAAGGUAAAGCUGAGAACACGACAGAAGGACAAAGUCUCACCAGCAGCACUUUAGAGACGCAACAGGAGGUUUUGCUAAGCAAGAACCAGUCUUGCAUAGAGAGACGCCAUUUGCUUAGAAAUCGUAUCUCUCCAGCAUUUUCCUGUGGCACCAAUGCCUGUAACCGGGCGGGAGUGUCAUUUUCCUUCUCUAAAAAAGCCCAUUUGAAGCUCGAGUCCUCAGCCUCAGUUUUCAGUGAGAACAUGGAAGAAGCGUACGACUGUACUGGAUCACCCAGGCCUAAAGCAAAACAGACUCCGGAAGACUGCCACGCUUGCGUACAUAUGAGCGACCAGAGGAAAGCAAAUGUGCAAAAGCGGUUGAACACACUUCAAGGUCAUCCCGACAGUAUUGCAUCAGGUCAUCCGGCUGGGAAAAACAAAAAGCAGAAAGAAAACAACCAGAACGCCAGCCGAGAGCAAGUGGGCAUCCAUCUUUCAUUUCGUAAGGACAAACUACAUCCCCCAGCUUUGGAAUGUCUUGAGUCCCCCGGUGUAAAAGAACAAGGAAGAGAGUUGAGUGAGACUCGGAAAUCCUUGGAAACUGUUGUUACCCUGCAAUGCCAAUCUAGCAAUGUUUGUAUGCAGCAAAGCACUUACAAGCACAGCGAUGUCCUGCUAGCAGAAUGUGUCUCCAAGUUCCCCACCCAAGCAUCACCUGAGCAAGGACAGCCACCUGAGGUAAACUGCAAUCCCUGUGUAUUCAAACAAUCUUCUGAGUGUUCAAAAACUGUGAAUGCAAACGCUGAAACACCUGGGGGCGAUGCACUGCUUCAUGAAAUUAAGCCUAAAGCGUUGCCUUUCCUUCAUGUACUGAGUAAAGAUGGCAACACAGCCUUACGCUGGCCCACAGAACUUCUUUUGUUUACAAAAACAGAACCUUCCAUUUCCUAUGGUUGUAAUCCAUUAUAUUUUGAUUUUAGACUCUCCUUGUCUCACAGAGACAGUGGGCAUCCUGAAGCAAACACCGAAAGUCCAAAAGAGCACUCAAAAACCAUGGACGUCAAUGGGAUCGAAGCCUCAGGUCUAAGUGAGAACAAGCAACUGUCCAAUGAACAAGAUAAUCAGUCUUUGAAGCCAAAGAAGAAGAAAAGAGCUGUCAGCCUCAAAAAGUCCCAGCCAAACUUGGAUUCAGACACAGAGAAUGAAAUGCAUCAAAGUGCUCCAAAGUACGUUUCAGAUUAUUUGAAUGAAAAUAUACCUAAAGUGCCUGCUCACCUGGAUUGCUCACAAAGGCAUUACCCAAGAGCAACCAGUCCCUGUACAACGAUGCAUGUGAGAUCUUUAGCACAGCACUUGCAGAACUGUGAAAAAACUCUACAGGAAGAAGUAACUGGAAACAUUUGCAUCUAUCCCUUGGUGUCUAGGACAAAAACGCAAACAUGUGCAAAAUGUGAUUUAAUGUAUUCCCAAAGACAAACCAAUCUGGAUUUGGUCACCUGCACCAGUGACAUAAGUGAUAGCGGGAAAGGUUCCAUUCUCGGUUAUAAGUUAGGGUCCCCCGGCGAGUGCUUGGGAAACGAAGGUAAUGGGAGUUUUGCUGGUUGCUGGAAAUUCUCUUCUUUGCAAAAGCCCUUUUCUGACAGACAGUCUAAUUAUUCUGACACCUCUGUUAGCAGUGCGACUAGUUACGCUAGUUGCUACUCUAGUCACAAAUCCAGUGAUCACAGCCGAAGUCAUUUGCCUUUUUGUUGCAAAAGGAAACAGAAGCCGGCUGAAAGGCAGCAAUGUAAACACAAAAAGCACAAUUGCAUUUCAUCUUCUGAUGAUGCGGAUGAGGACUGCCUCUUCAACAAAACAAGUCAAAGAUCCAGAAACUGUUCACAGAGGCACACGGUAAAAUAUCAAAGACUUUCAAGAUAUAGGCAUGUACUACAAAGAGACGUAUCAAAGCAAAGUGGAAAUAGACGUCCUCUGUAUAAACACAGCAGGAGCAGGAGUUCCAGCAGCUCCAAAGGUUCUUCCAUCCGAGAUUCGGGGAGCAGCGAAAGAUCAUCGAGUUGCACCAGGUCGAGAGGCAGCAGUUCCGGAUCCCUGGUGAAAGAAUUGAGGCAUGACUGGGACAGACACAAAAAGGAGAUGAAGAGCAACAGCAGCGCAGAGCCAGGAAAACCGGGCUCUGUGCACACGGACUGCCAGUAUGCAAGGUGUCCGUCAAAAUACGCUGGCCUUUGCUCUGUCAAUCACAUAGGAAGAGAAGUUGUGGGCCAGAAGAAGUCGCUCACCGCCAAGCUACUUUUAGAGAAGGUGAAAUCAAAGAGAAACCAGGAGCAAACUCAGAACACGGAGAGCUUUUCCAAUGCCUGCGGGGUCAAUCUCCCCUAUAGUCAACCUACCAUGAAAUGUGCAUCUUCAGUGGGUAGUGAAGCAGUGAUACCUUCACCCAAGGAAACCCUCAGCACUGAUAUGAGCAGUGUGUGGAGCAGUGAAACCGGCACAAUGGAAAGCAAUGCAGGCAAAGAGCAAGUCGGAAUAGAGAAUGUUACUCUUACAGCAAGCGCCGAUGAUGGUAAUUGCCUGCUUAAAGGUUUAAUUCCAAGAGGGACUAGCUAUCCAGCUCCAAAUAUGGAAAAGGACACCGCAAUAAAGGAGCAGUCACAUCUCUUAGCUAUUGAAAUGCAACCCCUCCUUCAAAGCUGUGACCCAGUGCCAAACCAUUUCCCCGGUGCUUUCCCUUCUCAUAGAUAUUCUGUUGUUCCAAAUCUAUCAGAGACCAAAGAAGAACACAAUGCAAGCGUGAACUUGAAUCAAGGCGAAGGGAAUCUAAACUGUUACUCUGACAGUGCUAUGCAUAAGUCCAGCGAAACAGAAAGCAAGACUGAACUGAACAGCAAGUGCAUCUCCUCUCCCUUGACACAGCAGCCUAUAACAUUUUCCCCUGACGAGAUAGACAAAUACAGGUUUCUUCAGCUGCAGGCUCAGCAGCAUAUGCAGAAACAACUCGUGGCAAAACAUCUCAAGGUUCUGCCUGCCACAGGGCCAGCUGCCUUCCCUGCAUCCCCAGCUGUUCAGCCUCUUCCUGUUCAGCCACGCUCUUCUGUUGCCACGCUCCACCACACGCUCCUGCAGAGCUUUGCUCUGUCUGCUGGCGUCCAUCCUCACAGCAGCCAUCUUUCCCUAACCCAUAUACACCCGUUCUCACAGUCUCAUUUUGCUCCGAUAGCGCUAUCCCCGUUCACUCCAGCCUUCCUGCCUACACACUCGGCGCUACUAACGGGGCACCCAUUCCAUUUGGUAUCAGCCACUCCCUUUCACCCCUCCCACCUGACGAUCCCACCGCUGCCCCACACUGCAUUUAUUCCCACCUUGUUCACACCGCAGCUGAACGCAGCCGCGUCUUCAGCAAUACAUCUCAAUCCUUUCAUUCACCCAUUGUUCCAGAGCCAGGAGCUUCAGCAUCAUUCUUGACCCUGUCAGAGGUGUUGGUUAUCAGAAAUGAAGAAUAAUUU
Molecule: messenger RNA, 3971 nt
Organism: Elgaria multicarinata webbii
Lineage: Eukaryota; Metazoa; Chordata; Lepidosauria; Squamata; Anguidae
Gene: ZNF804B
Product: zinc finger protein 804B
Exons: 4
Coding region: 13-3930 (1305 amino acids)
Cellular component (GO): nucleus
Source: RefSeq, a predicted model, not a curated record